Cylindrotheca closterium is the source of this 1695-nucleotide messenger RNA. NCBI's taxonomy places the organism in Eukaryota, Bacillariophyta, Bacillariophyceae, Bacillariales, Bacillariaceae. The record is from the annotation of a GenBank genome assembly.
AUGGGACGUUCUUCAUCCGGUGGUGGAAGAGGACGUGUGACUCCUCAGAAAGUCAAGUGCAACUCGAGUUCAACAGUUGUGAAACAUCUAUUUUCAACAAAAGAUGAAAACGAUGGAAAGGCAAGAUUGUUGUACAAAGAUGCUGAGGAAAGAGUGAUUGACUACAUCCAAGCCUCUGGAAUGAAAUGUUCAGAAGACAUGGUGAAAUCAAUUCAAGAUGGAAAGUCGAUCGACUUCAAUGCAAUUGCUCCAAGAUUGAACGCUCCAACUCAAACUGAAGCUGUUGCAAGAGAAACAGAAAUGGCUCAAAACAAGAUUCUCUAUUCUGCAAAGCUUGACGAGAAUAUGCGAAGAUCAGCCUACUUCAAGACAAACAAGAGAACCGUCAAAUCAAACAUCAUGCUGAAGUUUGUGACGAAGGCAAUGGAUAUCAAGCUUCGAGGUGAAGCCGAUUUCACGACUACUCUUGAAGAUCCAAUCAAACUCUUGAAACGUAUUGAACGAUUCAUGAAGAAGAGUGCUCAUGCUGAGAUUGAUUUCUUGGAUUUCUGGGAAGCAAAUCAAAAGUUCUUUGCUAUGAAGCAAGGAACAACGGAAAACUUGAUGCAUUUCAAGGAACGAUUCUUGAGACAGGCUGAAGUCCUGCAAGAUCUAUAUGGCGUGGCCUGUUUCCGAGAUUUUGCAGUCAAGAAGAAAGCGUAUGCUGCUAUUGCUAGCACCAAUACUGCUGCUCAAAACAAGUUCAAGGAUGAUAUCUUUGAAGCCGUUCUUGCAACAGGAUUUCUAUGCAACAGCGAUGGAAUGAGAACAGCUCCUCUGAUGCUGGAUCUUCAGACAAACUAUUGCAGAGAAGUGGAUUAUAAUCCAAAGACGGUCAGCAAAGCACAAGAUAUGUUGAGAAUUCACAUGGCAGUGAGUAAAAGUCCGGGAGUGAACCUCUACCAAGGAAAAGACCAACCUAAUAAAGAUCAAUAUGUUGACUAUGGGAAGAAGCUCAAUCUUAAUCAGAUUGGAGCAACUGUCCCAGCCACUGUUCCGGCUAUAGUUCCUGGAGCUUCAGCAUCCACAAGUGGAGCAUCAAGUGUUGCGGGAAGCGUCAACACACCUUUGCGACUUGCUGGUACUACAGGUAAUCAAAUGAUGCAAGUUCCUUCUGGAAUGCAGCUCAUGCAGAUUCCAACUCAAGGUGGCGGCACUGUUACUGUCCCUCAUUCUAUGAAUGCUAACGGUGAGACUGCGUUCAGUGGAAUGCAACUCAGCCGACAAGGUUUCAGUGGUGCUCAAGUGCGCCAAGGAUUUGAUGCAGCUCAAGCUCGAAGUCCGCAAGCUGUGAAAACUGGAUAUAUCUUUCAGGAUGCUAUCAAGGGAAAGGAUGAGAAUGGCAAUGAUGUCUAUCUUAUUGCAUGUGCUGCUGGUACGACAAAUGUCAAACUUCAAGCCAACUGGCACUAUGCUUGUGAAGAUGAAGAUUUCCUGAUCUUGCUACUGAAGCAGAUCGAGGUCUGCAGAUUAUUCAAAGCCACAGAAAAGAAUGAGAUCCAUUUGGGUUGUACGAUCAUGUCAUCAUGGACAGUGGCUGUACAAACACCACCAUUUGUAAUGGUGAGCUUAUGCAUGGACUCCGUCAUGCUGAGAAAGAACUUGACAUGCACACUAACGAGGGCAGCAGAGUUCUUGACAAAGAAGGUUUUCUAG